This is a messenger RNA of Acanthosepion pharaonis, 690 nucleotides long. NCBI's taxonomy places the organism in Eukaryota, Metazoa, Mollusca, Cephalopoda, Sepiida, Sepiidae. The record is from the annotation of a GenBank genome assembly.
AUGGAGAUCUCUCUCUCUCUCUCUCUCUCUCUCUCUCUCUCUCUAUCUAUCUAUCUAUCUAUAUAUCUCCUGGACCAAAUUUAUAUUUCUAACAAUUGGGUUUCCGCUUUUAAUAUCUAUCUAUCUAUCUAUCUAUCUAUCUAUCUAUCUAUCUAUCUAUCUAUCUAUAUUUUUAUCUUUUUAUGUAUCUAUAUAUCUAUUUCUGUUAAUAUCUCUCUCUAUAUGUCCCUCCCUCCCUCUCUCUCUCUAUCUCUCUCUCUCUCUCUCUCUAUCUAUCUAUCUAUCUAUCUAUCUAUCUAUCUAUCUAUUAUUUUAUCUGUUUAUGUAUCUAUAUGUCUAUUUCUGUUAAUAUCUCUCUCCCCCUCUAUCUCUAUCUAUCUCUUUCUGUCAAUAUCUAUCUAUCUAUCUAUCUAUCUAUCUAUCUAUCUAUCUAUAUAUAUAUAUAUAUAUAUGCCUCUCCUUAUCUAUCAUUUUAUCCAUUUAUGUAUGUAUAUAUCUAUUUCUGUUAAUAUCUAUCUAUCUAUCUAUCUAUCUAUCUAUCUAUUUCAAUUUCAUAUUAUCUAUUUAGCUAUCUGCCUUGUAAUCUUUUUCCUUUUCAUCGUCCUAUGUUAUACUCUCUCUGUCUCUCUCUCUAUCUCCCCCUCUCUCUCUCUCUCUCUCUCUUUCUACGCAUGCGAACAUCCAAUCUGA